CCUGUCUAUUUUAAGACUCCCCUUAGUCAGGAGAAUAGAAGCCAUUGACUGCUCCCAAUGCUGCAAUGACACCAGUCUCUCCCGGGAGCUCAGGGGAGGACUGAUCCUGUGGAAGAUAGCAACACCCCAGUAAGAAGUGGCCACUGGAGGAUGGAAAGUCUGGGUCCUGCUGAGUCUGAUAGGGCUUCAGAAGUCUCCCUGGGUUUGGAUGAUGGAGCUAUGCUUGAGACUGCCCUGGACAGCGAAGAAGCAGAGGAGCUGGCACAGAGCCUAAAGGAAGCUAUGCAUACUGAAGAUGUGAAACCCAAACUCCAAUGCCUCUUGUCAAAUCCAGACUUUUCUAUGGUCACUGUUCAGUGUGAAGACAGUGGAAUCCACUGGGAGACCAGCUCAAGUCGAUGCUCCACACCUUGGGCAUCAGAAGCCAGCACAACCUCAGACGUCUACAGCAUGGAAAGUUCAUCUGCCGGAACCCCACCAGGUAAAGUCAUCUUCAUUAUGGAUGAGGGAAAGCUACGACGGAAGAAAGUCAGACCAUCGCCUUCUUCUAAGUUCCCACGGCAGUCAUCCCAUCACAAGAAGAGUGUGGACAAUCCCAAGCAAUCGGCCGAUAAUAUGAGGGAAUCUUUUAAGCAAGCACUGGAAAAAGCUAAGCGUCACCUCUCCACACACACAGAGGAAGCUGGUAACACUGACAGUGCUACAAAAAACACUGAAGAAUGUACAACACAAGUUGCAGAUGAGCCAGAACUGAAUUCCGGUUCAGACAAUACAGGACAAGAACAAAAUGCAGGAUCGGGCGCAGCUGAGACCUCCAAGGACUCACCAGAAGAAACAGUGGCACAGUCAAAAUCUGUUGACACAGAACCUGAAGUUACAGCAAAGAGCAACUUUAUGAAAAGUGAUAGUGCUGGUUCAGCCCCUCGCCCAACAGAGACUGUACCAGAAAAGCAAAUUAUUGAACCAGUUAAAAAACAACCCCGAGAGCUAAACACCAUGAAAUAUACAAAAUAUAAGGGACGCGUCCCACAAUCGUUAGCUGAAAAUACAACUGUGAUGACAUCAAGUAAGCAUGAUAUUGACAGUUAUCCCCCAUAUGUCCUUUUAGAAUUAAGCAGUGUUUUAGAAAACAUAGCUAAAUUGUGUAACCCAUCAAAAGAUGCGUUGACACAAGAUAAUGCAAAUAUCCCCCCCACCACAGAAUCAAACGUGUUUAGUAUUGUUUCCGAUGGGUCGGAAAUACUAAACAUCAUGGCUCCAGAUCUUAUAUCUUCCGUUGACCAAGAAGCGAGUAAAGCCAUGCAGGAUAGGUUGGAGUACUUGGAGGAAAACCCCAUGCUCAUUCCCAAACCACUAUGUAAUGAAGAUGAUGUUUUACCAACUAAUAAUUAUGAGGAACCUGAUGAGAAGGAUAAUGAGAUGGCUGAAGAAGAUGUGAAGACUAGAAUUCCUGAAAAUAUACAAAGUGCAAACCCAGAUAAAGCUACUAAUGAAAUAGAUUACUUUGAAAAAUUUACUUUAAUUGACACCAAGAUACCUAUUGAUCAUGACUUUAAAAAAUCAAGUCAAGAACUUGACAUAGGCCAUGUUACAUUAGAACAUCAACCUCUUUCCCUUGAAGGUGAUGUGUCCUUUGAUGACUCUUACUUGCUGCAAAGUUUGGAUGAAUCAUUCUAUGGUGUAUCUGAGAGUGAAAAUUUCAUAAUACCACAGAGAUCUUCUGACAAAUCUAUUGUGGAGGAAGAAAUGGAAAAGCAAGAUAAAGCAAUGAAGACAAACGGAGUGUCCUUAUUUAGUGAAGAAGAAGGUGUAUUGACCAAAUCAUUUUUUUUCCCCACUUCUUACCCAAUAAACCCAGAACUUCUGGAAGAACCACCUGCCUUGGCUUUUCUUUACACUGACCUAUAUGAACAAGCAAGAGGAUCUAAAACAAUAGAAGGGCAUGAUCAGUCAGAUGCAGAAAGUACCAGUUCUGCAGCCACUUUCCAUAGUAGAAUUUCUGAUGACGAUGGGACAGGAAUCUAUUUUGAAAAAUUUAAUCUUAAAGAUGAUAUCCCUGAGGGUGCAGGCAAACAAGAGGAAGAAGACUUCUACAGUCAGGAGGACAGUGAUGAGGAUCAAUAUCUGAGUUAUGAAGAUUUGCCAGAUGAGUCAUCUUUUGAUAAAGAACAUAUACAGUCUACAACAAACAAAGAAGAAAGAGGCACAACUGCUUUCCCAAAGAUAGAUUGGUCAGAGAUAUCCCAAACCGAUGACACUGCGCCAUUGCUUGAUAAGACUAAUACAGUAAGUUUAGGCAGUAUGCAAAAUGCUGAUGUUGCCAUAGAAGAGUCACUUGACCAUAAGCGGAAGAUGAAUAUAGAAGUUCCUGAUUAUGAACAAAAAGAAAAUAAAUUACAGUAUGAACGAGAAGUCAAGUCAGAUGAUAAAGCUAAUUUGGGGAAUGAUAUAAAGAAAGUAUCACCAAAACAAGGACCCGUGAUGGAAGAACAGGAAUGUAUAGGAGAUGAUGAGGAAAUUGCUGAGUCUUUAGAUUAUGUAAUUGUUUCUCAAGAUGACUUUGAAGACGAUGAUGAUAUCUUGUUGAAAGAAUUAACUUUUGAAGAUCAAGAUUCCUUGGAACACGGGAGCGAGUUGUUUUUGGAUACUGUGCAAGAAUUCCCACCGGAACAUGAAGAUGCUGGGUUUGAGAUUAUAGAACAUAUUAAAAAAACAGCGGAGCUAUCAGAACGUCCCCAAGAAGAAGACAGCUCCCAGAUUGACACAUAUUGCAACACAUGUAAAAUUCCUAUAGUAGCUAUCGAUAAGAUUUUUGGAGACCACAAGAACCACGAUGUGACAACUUUAGACAAUGCAGUGAAUUUGAUGACGAGGAAUUUGGAGGAUCUCUUAGAAAAACUGCAGGCGAGCUCUUUGAAAACAGAAGAUUUUGUUACGAGAGUAGAGGCCUUAUUUAAUGAAGUUGAAAAAAAUUGUGCAGAAGCAGAGAAACAUUUGGUGGAGGAGAAUGAGGAAAUGGUUGAGAAAGUGGUGGCCCGGCAUAAGGAGAAGAGGGAGAGCUUUGAAGAGGUGAAAAAGAUGAAGAUGGACUACUUAUAUGAUCAGAUGGUUAGUUUUCAGCAGAAUGUGGAUUCAGCAAAGGAAAGCCUGGAAAAAGCAGCUAAGGAGAUGGAUGAGCUGGAUUCUGUUGCGUUUCUGAAUACUCAUAAUGAUAUCAAUGACAGACUUCUUAAAGCAAUAGAGAGCACUUUGCCUCUAGACAAGAUGUCCAGCGCAUUCUCAAUCUUUGAUCAUCUUGCUGCAAACUCUCCUGAAGCAGAUCAGAAGACAGCGAAACGUGUCCCAGCUCUUCAAACACCAAAGGUAAAGGAGCAGGAACCUUCCUCUGCCACCAGCACCUCAGUCACCGUGUACUGGACAGUGAACGAGGAGGACAUCAUUGAGUUCUUCCAGGUGUAUUGUAUGGAGGAGCCUCAAGGGAAAAGCGAUGAUAACGGGCUGCUGGAGGAAUACAGAGUGACCGUGAGGGAAAGUUUCUGCAUCUUGGAGGACCUUGAGCCGGAUAAACGUUACAGUGUCUGGGUUAUGGCUGUAAAUGACACAAGCUGCAGCUUACCUAGUGACAAGUCAAUAUUCAGAACAGCUCCGUCCACCCCAGUGAUAAAAGCAGAGGAUUGUACAGUGUGCUGGGACACUGCUGUCAUCAGAUGGAGCACAGCACGUUCAGAAUCUACAGAGUCCUUUACACUGGAGUGGUGCAAACAGUACUCCUCUGAGGGAGAGGGGCUCAGAUCUGUGUCUGGAAUUAAGGAGCAGCAGCUGAGGGUUACAUUACAGCCAGGAGAGAACUAUUUCUUCUAUGUGAAAGCUGCCAACACGUUUGGUUCAAGUGAGCAGAGUGAAGCAGCCCUUAUAUCUACCAAAGGUACCAGAUUUCACUUACUGAGAGAUACUGCGCACCCAACUUUGGACUUGUCAGCAGAUGGAACUGUAAUUAGUAUUGCAGAAAAGAGCGAGAUUACAGGAAUUCCAUUAGUGCUUGGGGAGCUUCUGCCAGCGAAGGGGCGACAUUACUGGGAAAUGACCGUUCCUGACUGCAGUGCAUAUAGUGUCGGUGCGACUUUCCAUCCUUCUCCAGAAGAGUAUGCCCUGUCGCAGGACAGGACGUCAUGGUGUAUGCAGUGUUCUUGUUCCUCCACAAGCUUCUCUUACAGAUUCCUGCAUAACGAAGUACGGAGUGAAGUUAACUUGACGGAGCCUCCAUUCCGAGUCGGCAUUCUUCUAGACUACAGAAAAGGAGGACUAUCUUUCUACAAUGUGCAGAGAGGACAGUUGCUGUUUACCUUCAGGCACAAGUUUACAGAGGCGGCUCACCCCACAUUUGCUUUGGAAGCCCAUGGAGAGAUUCACCUCCACACUGGAAUAGAAAUGCCUCACUUUGCCAAGCACAACUAACAUUCUGUUCCCAGCAGCACCUGGGAUGCUGAAAAGCCAUCACCCAAGUGUUUACUCACCCCUGUUCUAUAGUGGAGUCACUGUGGAGGCGAUGUAUCAUACUGUCUUCAGAGGACAUGAGCUAUUACCCAUAGCAACCAAGAAGGUUCUAGCUAUCAUUUAUCAAGUACAUUUUUAAAAAUGAUAGAGAAUCUGGUUGCUAUGGGCAACAACUCCCCUUGUCCUCUUUAGAAGGUUUGAUACAUCUCCCCCUGUGUUUGAGAAAAGUUGGUGAGUAAUACUAUUAGACAGAGCAGAUUUUGUCGCAAAAUUGGUUUCUCAGGGUUUGUUUUUAUUUUGCAUUUGGUGUUCCCAGCUUUUCUUCCAGAUUUAUGUAGGACACGCAUGGAAUACAGUACAGAACACAGACAUAGGACUUUUGAGCUCUGCAUAGAACUUGGCUGAGUGGUUCAUAUUAAUAGGUCCUUAGCAAAACUCAAUAAAGAGACAAGUUUGAUAGA
Molecule: messenger RNA, 4955 nt
Organism: Pseudophryne corroboree (corroboree frog)
Lineage: Eukaryota; Metazoa; Chordata; Amphibia; Anura; Myobatrachidae
Gene: CMYA5
Product: cardiomyopathy associated 5
Exons: 14
Coding region: 151-4455 (1434 amino acids)
Cellular component (GO): cytoplasm
Molecular function (GO): protein binding
Source: RefSeq, a predicted model, not a curated record